Messenger RNA from Tilletiopsis washingtonensis, 1257 nucleotides. RefSeq lists its product as hypothetical. The record is from RefSeq and is a predicted model, not a curated record. The transcript is spliced from 8 exons. Lineage: Eukaryota; Fungi; Basidiomycota; Exobasidiomycetes; Entylomatales. The coding region runs from base 172 to 876 and encodes 234 amino acids.
GUCGUUUGCCCAUCUGCUGCCGCUUCCUUGCCGCUGCGCUCUUUUGCGCACACAUCCUCGUCGCGCUACUGCACACGCGCACGAGCCAGCAGCAGCGCAGGCGCCGGCCUCCUUCUUGCCGACUGCGAGCGUGCCACUGCCGCGGUGCCCAGCCUUCUCGCAACGCGCGAUAUGACUUCGUUCCUCUCGCUUCCCGUCGAGCUGCAGAUUGAGAUACUGCCGGACUGGUGCGGUGACGGGCACCAGCUGCGCGUUCUCAGGCGCACCUGCCGGGCCUUCAACACCGUCAUCAACAGCUCUGCCUUCGACAAGCUUCUGUUUCGCACCAAGACGGUCGACAUGGCUGCGCUCGAGAGUGCAGUGCAGCGCCAUCAGGGCACGCCGGCCAUGUGUUAUCUACUGAAGGAGCUGAAUACGAGCAUGGAGCGUUUUACCUUCAUUGAUGACUAUUACUUCAUGUUCGAGCCGCUCAGCAAUCUCACCGGACCGCUCCAGAAGCACGAGCUUCUCAAUAUGAGGUUCAUCUUCGGCGAGCGCUACCACAACAUGCGCGUUCGACAAGCUCACUGCAGUGAAUGCACCCGGCUUGAGGAGCUCUGCGACAGCUGUGACCCGCAGCCGAGGGAGAAGAGCGGCGAGGCUGUCGAGCCCUUGCCACUGCUUCACAUGCAUGCAGCCGCUGAUGAAAAUGCAACUGAGCCUCCCGUCUCUGAACUUGUGCUUGUUGACACAAGUUGUGUUGAAGGCUCCUUCAGCAUGGUGCCCAAGACGCUUGUCAUGAAGAACGGCAAGAUCAUCUCGACUCGCGCAAGGCGGGCACAAUUUGAGAUCAAGAACCUGGACAACAAGCCGAUUAGCGUUGCGCAGUUCUGGUGAGCACCGCAGACAGCCUACCUCACGUUCGCAUCCGCGAGGCAAAGAGGCUGACUAGCAUUGCAACGUCUCCUGCUGAGCUGCAAGCAAACGGCCGCUAUCUCAUCCGCAAGGUUGGCGUUGACGAGUUUGAUGAGACUCUGACUGAUUCCGACGACGCCAAGAUGUGUUCGUGCGGCUACUGCAAGCACAGAGAUCACUGUGGCUGCAUAGCCUGCUGGUUCCGAAGCGAGAGCGAUGAGGAUCGCUGGUUUGCAAGAGAUGGGGAUGCGGAGUCUGACGCACAGGAAGGCGAAGGGGACGAGCAAGCGGAGAACGGAGGGGAGGAUGGAAUGGUCGAGGAGGAAGAGGAGUAGCAGAUCGAGAAGAUGUUGCAGCAACGGC